Molecule: messenger RNA, 201 nt
Organism: Gaeumannomyces tritici R3-111a-1
Lineage: Eukaryota; Fungi; Ascomycota; Sordariomycetes; Magnaporthales; Magnaporthaceae
Exons: 1
Coding region: 1-201 (66 amino acids)
Source: RefSeq, a predicted model, not a curated record
AUGGAAGCCGUGGUCGAGGAGACCGCGAAUACCGGGAGAAGCGGAAGCGUGGCAAUCAGCAGGGAGAUCGUGGCCGCGGUGACAGAUAUCGUCCUGGAGGAGACCGUCACGAUGGCAGGUCUCGUGCUACCCAAGGUUAGCCUAAUGUCUUUCACGAGAUCGGUCAGGCUCUUCAUUGGCACCAGGUGUAUAGAGGUCUAG